CCAUAGCGAAUCUGUCAACAUUGAAAUAGGUUACCUAUACCCUAGUCUGUAACGAAAAGUGAAAAACUUAGGUUGUUUUCGUGUUUUGAUUCCGCUAUGAUCUUUUGUAUUUUACAUAUUAACUAAUUCAGGAAAAGUUAUCAAAAUGAACCAGACAAUAAAUGUGGAUCAACUCAACUCUGCACUAACAUCACUUAGAACGCUCCGGUCUAGUGUAAGCCAUGUCUUUGAAACGCUUUCAAACGGUCUUCGGGCUGAUCACGGCGAAGAUGGUAAAGACAAAUUUCUAUCCGAGCUACAAGAACUACUGAAUAAUGUUAAUAUAAAUGUACGAGAUUUAGAACAAACUGUAAACAGCUUGCCAAUACCAACCGCACCUUUUAAUUUAGGCAACACGACAUUUUUAAGUCAAGACACGACGCAAGAUCGGCAAGCUUUAUAUACUCAAUUGGUCAAUAGUUACAAAUGGACUGACAAAAUACAUGAGUACAGUUCUUUCGCAUACACGUUAUUAAAUCAAAACUCUCUUAAAAGAUCCAAUAUCAACUCAGCCACAAAAAGACGUGGUAAAAUGCAAAGUAAUCACAAUGUUGCUCCCUUACAAGUAGACAAUGUAAUAAAUAAUAUUGGUAGAUCAUACAAUGACAUGAAAAUAACUAUAUCACGUCCAUUUGCCAGCAAUGCUGUUGUACAAAUUAAUUUAAGCCAUGUCCUUAAAGCAGUAGUAGCUUUUAAAGGACUCCUAAUGGAGUGGGUGAUGGUAAAGGGCUAUGGAGAAACCUUAGAUUUAUGGACAGAAUCAAGGCAUAAUGUUUUCCGUAAAGUAACUGAGAAUGCCCACGCAGCUAUGUUGCAUUUUUACUCUCCAAUGAUACCAGAGUUAGCAGUUCGCUCCUUUAUGACUUGGCUGCAUAGUUAUGUAAACUUGUUUAGUGAUCCGUGUAAGAGAUGUGGGUGCCAUCUCCACCACACAUCAAUGCUUCCCCCUGCAUGGCGUGACUUUCGCUCACUUGAACCAUUCCAUGAUGAAUGCAAACAAUAGUCUAUGUGGUAUUGAAUGAGAAAGUGAAAUGCAUACCAGUGUACUGUUUACUUUCUCAUUCAAUACAUAAACUGGAAUAGUAUAAUAUUGUUAGAUUAUAAUUUUGGUUAAUAAAAUAGCUGUUACACUGCA
This is a messenger RNA of Pieris rapae (cabbage white), 1174 nucleotides long. It is a transcript of the gene MED27, whose product is annotated as mediator of RNA polymerase II transcription subunit 27. Gene Ontology annotation, biological process: regulation of transcription by RNA polymerase II. Gene Ontology annotation, cellular component: mediator complex. The record is from RefSeq and is a predicted model, not a curated record. Lineage: Eukaryota; Metazoa; Arthropoda; Insecta; Lepidoptera; Pieridae. The transcript has a single exon. Gene Ontology annotation, molecular function: transcription coactivator activity. Bases 146 to 1042 code for a protein of 298 amino acids.